Messenger RNA from Xenopus tropicalis (tropical clawed frog), 1134 nucleotides. RefSeq lists its product as uncharacterized. The record is from RefSeq and is a predicted model, not a curated record. Lineage: Eukaryota; Metazoa; Chordata; Amphibia; Anura; Pipidae. Bases 680 to 1120 code for a protein of 146 amino acids. The transcript has 3 exons.
CUCUAUUAAUCUCUAUGGAAUGUCUCCUGUCAACAGAAGCUUCCAAACACUGAAAGUCUCAAUCAGCCCUGGCCCGCCCAGUGGCGUGUAUAUCCUGUGGUAGCGCCGCCCACACCUACUUCUUUCAGAGCCCCCAUAGCUUUGUGGCCAAGUAAAUGCCGCUAUGACUUGCUUACUAAGUACUACUAGGUGUUUGUAAGGUAUUUGUGAUUAUUUUGGAUUUACAGCUUUUAAGAACCCAUUAUUGUCUCUUUUACUGUGGGAACUGGAAUAUCCAUCUUACCAGUUUACCCUUUACCUUGCAUCUGGGAGUGCUAUGCUUUUGCCACAAACUUUUCCUCAUCUUAAUUCUCUCAAGAAUUCAGGGUUCAUAAGAUUCUCCAAUGGCAUGAUCUAUUAUAGCUGGGAAUAUCUGAAAUAAAUUAUUAUUACAAUAAUGGUUUCCUUGCAGCAAAACUAAGUAACAGAACCAACAAAAGUUGGCCUAGGUGUGUUUUUUAAACAUAAAAUGCUUGCUGCAAUAUGCCAGUAAAGGUGUCCCUCAGCCAAACGCUCAGAUGCAAAGAUUGGAUUGCUGUGCACUAGAUCCUCUCCAUACCGAGAGGAAAAGUGUAAAAAGUUCCUUCAGGCAAUAAAACAUACUAGAGGAGGUGUCUCUGAUUCUGAGCACAACCUUGAUAUGCCUUGUAUGAAGGAUAUUAAGGAGGAAGCUUAUGAUUCCAAUGACACUGCUAACAAGAGCCAAGAAACAAGAUUCCAUGAGUCAGAAAAAGAAUGCCAAAACCACAAUUCAGUUCAGCAGUCAAAAACACAUGAAACCUCUGAAGCACCAGCAUACCCAAGGAAAAACUUGAAUGAAAAUCUUCCUAGCAGCUCAGCCCUUCUGGUUACCACUGCAGAAGAAAAUAUAUUUGAAAUUUCAGAAGAGGUAUCCAGCACACGAACCUCCAGAGCUUCUGAUCCCAAAAAUCUCAAGAAUAUCUUAGGAGAUAUUGACAAAUGCAAGCAAGAGUUGGCAAACAUUAAAAGUUCUAUUAUAGCUUUAGAAAGCACACUCGAGACCAUAUGUAAAAAUGUUUGCAAUGUUUGUGAAUAUUUUUUUUCUAAUGCUCAGGUUUAAAAAUAUAAAAAUAU